AUGGAUUUCGAUGACGAUGCCCCUCCAGAGUUGGUUGAAACUGCGGGGCAGAUUGAACAAAAUGGUGAAGAAAUUACUGUCAAAGUCCCUAUUACAAUUGUGACUGGUUACUUGGGAGCUGGAAAGACUACACUGUUGAAUUACAUCUUGACGGCUCAACAUGGCAAGAAGAUUGCCGUUAUUAUGAAUGAAUUUGGAGAUUCACUGGACAUUGAAAAGUCUCUUACCGUCAACCAGGGAGACGAUAGGGUGGAAGAAUGGCUAGACGUGGGAAACGGCUGCAUUUGCUGUUCAGUCAAGGAUACGGGCGUAAAUGCCAUAGAGUCUCUUAUGGAAAAGAGAGGCGCAUUCGAUUAUAUCCUCUUAGAAACCACAGGCCUCGCAGACCCAGGCAACAUCGCGCCGUUGUUUUGGGUAGAUGAUGGGUUGGGAAGCACGAUAUAUUUAGAUGGAAUCGUUACCCUGGUCGACGCCAAAAAUAUUCUGCGCAGCUUGGAUGACCCGACUGGGAAAGUUGAGGGGCAUCAAGACCAUGAUGACCACGGGCCGCUGAUGACGACCGCGCAUGUGCAAAUAUCUCAUGCAGAUGUCAUCGUUAUUAAUAAGUCAGACCUUGCUACAGAGGACGAGUUACAGCUUGUUAAGGCGCGAAUCCAAUCCAUCAAUGGCCUAGCAAAGUUGCAUGUUACAGAAAAGAGCGUCGUGCCCCAAUUGGAAGGACUAUUACUUGACCUGCAUGCAUACGACCAAUUCAACGAAGCGAAUGAACGGCUCAAAGGCCACAGUCAUCUCGAUCCCACCAUAUCAACAAUGUCAAUUCCAGUGCCCUGCCUCUUGCCAGGUAAGGUGGCCGAGGUGGACAAGUGGUUACGCUCUGUGCUGUGGGACAACAAACUGCCGGGAAGCGAGAAUGAAGGGACGUUCGAGAUUCAUCGAUCCAAGGGGCGCAUAGUCUUGCGAGAUGGGACGGCCAGGAUGUUGCAGGGUGUGAGGGAGGUGUUUGAGCUGACCGACGCCCCAGAAACUGCGCAGGUGCAACCAGAGCAAGGCAAAAUUAUAUUUAUAGGGCGAAAGCUUGUAGAGGAAGAUUUUGUACGGAGCUUUAACAAUGCCAUCAAUUGA
Metarhizium brunneum ARSEF 3297 is the source of this 1122-nucleotide messenger RNA. The record is from RefSeq and is a predicted model, not a curated record. Lineage: Eukaryota; Fungi; Ascomycota; Sordariomycetes; Hypocreales; Clavicipitaceae.